This is a messenger RNA of Phialemonium atrogriseum, 4413 nucleotides long. RefSeq lists its product as uncharacterized. Bases 1 to 4413 code for a protein of 1470 amino acids. The record is from RefSeq and is a predicted model, not a curated record. Gene Ontology annotation, molecular function: ATP binding; protein kinase activity. The transcript is spliced from 12 exons. Gene Ontology annotation, biological process: protein phosphorylation. NCBI's taxonomy places the organism in Eukaryota, Fungi, Ascomycota, Sordariomycetes, Cephalothecales, Cephalothecaceae.
AUGGCGCCCAACCCGCCAGGCAGCUCCGCCGAGCGGCCGUACCACGCUGCUGCUGCUGCCAACGGCAAGGCCAUCGUCGCGGGCAAGCCUCCUGGACCCGCCCGGAGGGACACGGGACAUACAAGAGAGAGAGCUCUGCAGGACCCGGGGCUCAAGGACUAUCGUCUUGGAGAUUGCAUCGGCAAGGGAGCCUUCGGCUCCGUCUACAAGGCCUUCAAUUGGGGCACCGGCGAGGCGGUUGCCGUGAAGCAGAUCAAGCUCGCAGACUUGCCUAAGAGCGAGCUGCGAAUGAUUGAGGCCGAGAUUGAUCUCCUCAAGAAUCUCCAUCACGACAAUAUUGUCAAGUACAUCGGCUUCGUGAAGUCUGCAGACUGCCUAAACAUCAUCCUAGAAUAUUGCGAGAAUGGCUCUCUCCACUCCAUUUGCAAAGCCUAUGGCAAGUUCCCCGAGAAUCUCGUGGGCGUAUACAUGACCCAGGUGCUUCAGGGUCUGCAUUACCUACACGACCAGGGUGUGAUCCACAGGGACAUCAAGGGCGCAAACAUAUUGACAACCAAGGAUGGCACUGUCAAACUGGCCGACUUUGGCGUCUCGACAAGCACCCUUUCUGGCCCAGACAAGGAGGCUCAAGUGGUGGGAACUCCGUACUGGAUGGCCCCAGAGAUCAUCCAGCUUUCCGGUGCAACUUCAGCCUCAGAUAUUUGGAGUGUGGGCUGCACAGUUAUUGAACUGCUGCAAGGGAGGCCCCCCUAUCACAACUUGGCCGCGAUGCCUGCUCUAUUUGCCAUUGUCAAUGAUGACCACCCGCCCCUGCCUGAGGGUGUCUCUCCAGCCGCACGCGAUUUCUUGAUGCAAUGUUUCCAAAAGGAUCCGAAUCUUCGAGUCUCGGCCAGGAAGCUCCUGAAGCACGCGUGGAUCGUAGGCAGUAGAAGAAGCGACGCCCCUGUUGCUAAAGCCCCAUCGAACUUCAGCCAAGCAGUAGAGGAGGUGAAACAGUGGAACAAAGCCCUGAAGUCGUCCGAGAAUAACCUCAGAGCUUCUACUGGAUCCGAUAACAGCGGUCCCCCUCUGCAAGGGCACCCUUACAGCCGCUUUAAUCCACCUUCAACCACCCCAGCAAAGGGACCCCUUGUCCUAGCGAAACCGAGACCUACGGCCGAGGCUUUCAGGUCUCCUGAAUUGGCUGAUGAUGACAAUUGGGACAAUGACUUCGCAACAACAAUAUCACCCAGCGCACUUCAUCUUCCCCAUGUCAAAGGGCAGGACAAUUUCGGGGGUCUCCUCUCAGCUGACCGUCUGAAGGCAUUUGCCUCCAUUGACGACUCCCGGCAUCAUUUGGAGAGUUGGGAUGACAGCUUCGAAGGCGAGCUCUUGACUAUCAAGGGCCCACGAGACUUGUCUGAGGUGGACAUUCAGGAACAGACCAUCCGGCCUCUUCAAAAGAAGACGGACAAGGCAGCAGAUCCAAAGACGCAGCAGGCUCAUAGACGCCAGCGGAGCAAGCCUUCCUCUAGCCAUGGACCUUCCCAGACAAAGUCACCCGUCAAAGCCCACUUUGGUGGGAAGUUUGAGCUUCCACCCCGUCCUGAUCUUAUCUACAGAGAGCAGUCUAUUGAGGACUACUCGGAUCUUCUCGCUGACAACGACAAUGUCUUCCACAGCAGAUUGAGCCCUGUUGUCAAGGACACCCCUCAGCUCUUCCAUCCCUCCGACCUCACCAGCUUGCCGCGAUCCAUGCAGUCUCCUGCCGGUGGAAGCAUGAGAAGGCAGGCGACAUCUCGGCCCUCGGUCUUGCCAGAUCGUCCGAUGAAAAGAGCCAGAUCGACCGUCGAGAUCCAAAGGUUUGCCGAGGAUGAGGGCGACGAGGACUUCUCCGACAUUUUCGGCGCGGAAGACGGCUUUACGGAGAAGGAAGAGAGUGACCGCGGUUCCGAGGACGGCAACCUCAUGCUUCUCUCGAAGCUCUCCAACAACUCUUGGCUAGGAGACGACGAAGACGAGGACGAUCCCUUCGCUAUGAUGGACCCCGGCUGGGACGACAUGGAUCUCGAGGCCAACAUUGCGAGGGAUAGGCACGCAAGAUUGGCCGAGAAGGUGGAAGAGCUGGUGAGGUCAUUAAAGACUACUGAAGGGGAUGACAAACUGUCGAUCCUGUCGGAAGACUUGCUCAAUCUCCUGUGGGAAAGCAACGAAGUCAAGGAUCUGAUUAUUACUGCCCAUGGUCUGCUGCCGAUAUUGGAGAUUCUUGAGCCGUGUACAGUGAAGAGUCGCCAACACAUGAUCCUGCAACUCCUGAAGAUUGUCAAUGCCAUCAUUCUUGAUGAUGUCGAGCUGCAGGAGAACCUAUGCUUCGUUGGCGGCAUCCCUAUCAUCACCAAGUUUGCCGCCAGACAGUACUCUAACGAGAUCCGCCUCGAGGCGGCGGCUUUUGUCCGGCAGAUGUACCAGACAUCUACACUGACACUCCAGAUGUUUGUUAGCGCCGGAGGUUUGAAUGUGUUGGUGGAGUUCCUGGACGAAGACUACGAUUCCUCCCAAGGUUUGGUCCUCAUUGGAGUCAACGGGAUCUGGAACGUUUUCGAGCUCCAGGGGCCGACUCCGAAGAACGACUUCUGUCGAAUCUUCUCGCGGAGCAAAAUCCUGGAUCCGCUAGCGACCGUCCUCCAUAAAGUCUUAGAUGAAGACGACAAGAACGAGUUAUCGGAACUCAUUGAGGGGCGGAUCGUGAACAUUUUCUAUCUCUUCUCACAGGCGGAGAACUACGUCAAGGAGGUCGUGGCUGAUCGACAGGUCCUCAAGACCGUGCUCCGGGACCUCAGACGGAUGACUCCAGCACAUCAGAUCACCAUGCUGAAGUUCAUCAAGAAUCUGUCCAUGCUCUCAACAACUCUCGAGUCGUUGCACUCGGCCGAUGCCAUCGACUUCCUGAUCGACAUCCUUAGCCAUUCAAUGAAGCGUGGGCAGCAGCAGUUCCGCGAAAUCUCCAACCAGGUACUGAACACUAUGUUUAACCUCUGUCGCCUCAGCAAGGAGCGGCAGGAGUAUGCUGCUGGCAACGGCAUUAUCCCGCUCCUACUCAAGAUACUCAAAACAGACCGGCCGCCGAAGGAGUUUGUCCUGCCCAUCCUUUGCGACAUGGCGCAUUCUGGGAAGAAGGGUAGGCGUUAUCUCUGGCAGAACACCGGCCUGGACUUCUACGUCUCUCUGCUUGCGGACCAGUACUGGCAGGUCACAGCGCUGGAUGCCAUCUUUGUUUGGCUCCAGGAGGAAACCGCAAAAGUUGAGAGCCACUUGCUCAACGGCAAGUUUACGGCGGCAAUUACAUCCUGCUUUGCCUCUACGAAAAUUAACGCAUUCGAUUCGAACCUCCUCGAGCCGCUCCUCAAGGUUCUCCGCCUUAGCCCGGCAUUGGCAGCUUCUCUUUCCAAGCCGGACAUGUACGCCGGAAUCGCCCAGAAGCUGGGCCACAAGAAGGCGAUUGUGCGGCUGAACCUCCUUCGGCUCGUCCGCAACAUCAUGGACGGUUGUGAGGCAGAUGGCGUGUCUAUAGCCGCUGCUAGGACUUCCAGCGCCGGGCGGCAGCUUCGUGUCCUCUUCGACGCCAUCCAGACCCUGGCAGAUAAGGAUUCGGCAGUGCUGGUACGAAACCUGGCCUCUGAGCUUGUACGGAGCCACAUCGAUGUCGAGCUCCAGCACGACACAAUGGCGCUCGGUUCGCUCGGCCUCGGCGGCGGGAGCAGGCCAAGCUCCAACGCCGGCUCGGGUCCCCGUUCGCGCUCCGGCCCCAGACGGUCGAGCUACACACCCCCAAGCCUGCACUCCAGCGUCUCGAUGCCCCCGACCCCGACCCACUCGCGCCCGUACCACCGGCCGUCCCAGUCGUCGGCCUUCAUCGAGGUCGCAGCCACGCCGAGGCGGGGGACCAUCGGCAUCGGACUCGGCCAUCACGAGCGCGACGCGGCCCUGUACCGGCCGCGCAGCACGACGGACGGGCCGGGCAUCCCCAGGCGAGUCAGCGGGGAGGUAGGCGGCGGCACCUCGACGUCGUCGUUCACCGGGUCGGUGGCGGCGAACGGGUCCGCGCCGCCGUCGUCGUCUAAGAGUAGCAGUAGUAGCAGGCUCCCGCGCACCUCCUCAACGACGCACUACGGGCGGCCGAGCCUCUCGGGCGGCGGCGUGGCGGUCGUCCGGAGCGAGAGCUCGCUGAGCAACAAGGAGAAUGUCGUGGGGCGCGCUGCUGCCGCUGCCGCAGCCGGGGGAGUGGGCGCCAUGUCGUCGUCGUCGUCUUCGGCCGCAGGGCCGGGCCCGUCCGGCCCGGUGGCUGGCCUCAGGAGUCGAGAGGCUUCGAUCAGUGGCGGGGGUGGUAGUAAGCGGAGGGCCAGGGCGCCGAGCUCAGAUGUUCGUUGGUCUUAG